This is a messenger RNA of Schistosoma haematobium, 6747 nucleotides long. Its product is annotated as Transient receptor putative cation channel sub M member 2. Gene Ontology annotation, biological process: calcium ion transmembrane transport. Lineage: Eukaryota; Metazoa; Platyhelminthes; Trematoda; Strigeidida; Schistosomatidae. The record is from RefSeq and is a predicted model, not a curated record. Gene Ontology annotation, cellular component: membrane. The transcript has 37 exons. Bases 1 to 6747 code for a protein of 2248 amino acids. Gene Ontology annotation, molecular function: ligand-gated calcium channel activity.
AUGAGUCAUAUUGUUGUUAAGAGUAAUUAUUAUCAGUUUUGUAAAUUAAAUAGUGAUACACCAGAUUCUGUAUUACGUGAUAUUCUUAAACGUAAAUGGGGUUUAAAACCACCUACAUUAAUUAUAACUGUAUUCGGGACAGAUUUUGAAAAGAAACGUAAAUUAAAAAUGAUCUUUAAAAAAGGUUUAUGGAAAGCAGCUGAAAGUGGUUGUUGGAUUGUAACAGGUGGUUUUCAUUUAGGAGUAAUGAAGUUAACUGGUGAAGCUGUACGUGAUUAUACAGAUGCUUAUGGUGGAAAUCGAAUGAUGGCAUUUGGUGUAGCAAGUUGGGAUUGUGUAACAAAAAAUGAAAUACUUGAAGCAGCUUUACAUGAGGGUACAGCAGUGUAUCAAUCUGAAGAAGAUGAAGAAGAAGAAGCUGAAGAUAGUGAACCAAUUUUAAUUGAUCCAUUAUCACAAAGCGGUUUAAAAUCUGUUCGUAGUGAUAUUGAAGAACGUGCCUUAGAUCCUAAUCAUAAUUUUUUUGUUUUAGUUGAUGAUGGAACAACUGAUCAAUUAAAAGGUAAAGAAGCUGAAUUACGUGCAAGAUUUGAAAGAUGUAUAUCAUUAUGGAAUUGUGCAAGUAGUCCACAAGAACAAACAACAACUGCUACAAGUCCUCAAAGUGGACCUAUAAGUUCUACAACACAUUUACAACAACAACAACAACAGCAACAACCUCAAAAUGGUAUUUCUACACCAUCUAACAUCAAUAAUAAUGUAAAUUCAGUAGGAUUACAAAGACAAGGUAGUACUAUGGGUGGACAAGUUAGUACAACAUCUGGUCCACAAACAAGUGCAACAUCAAUUGGUAAAAAUUCUGGUAUAACCGGUGGUUCUACUAGUAAUUCUGCUUUAAGUAAAGGUGCAAGUGAACCGAUAGUUAGUAAUCAACCUAUUUCAACUGUAUCUGUUACACGUGGAGCAAAAGAUAAACUUACUACUGAAUCAAGUCUUAAACCAGCAAAAAGUGGAAAAUCAGUUGGUAGUGAAGAAGAAAUUUUAGUUCCAAUGUGUGGAUUAGUUGUAGGUGGUGAUCGAUUUACAUUACGUCAAGUUUAUUGUUCAAUGAUUAGAAAUCGUUGUCCAAUUGUUGUUACAAAGGGUACAUCUGGUGCAGCGGAUGUAUUAGCAUUUGGAUUAGAUGCUGCAAAUAAAAUGGCAUCUGAAGAAGUUGUUGAUGAUAAAGAUCAAGUACCAUUGGAGGCUAGGCUUGAAUCAAUCAUUGAAGAAUUUCUUGGUGAUUUACAUCCAGAUUAUACGAAUUAUACAGAUGAAGUGAAUAUGUUAUGCGAAAUAAUCAAUGAUUAUACAAACUUAGUAUCAGUAUUUGAUAUGGAAGAAGAUUCUGAUUUGGAUGGAUAUGUAAUCUCUUCAUUGCUUGCCAGUGCUGGUACCACGGUUACAUCAGAUCAAAUUAAUUUAGAACAAUUAGAAAUUACUUUAACAUUAAAUCGUGCUGAUAUUGCACGUGAAAAAAUUUUUUUAGAAAAUAAAAAAUGGAAAAAAGGUCAAUUAAAUGAUUAUAUGUAUCAAGCAUUAAUGAGUGAUCGACAUGAUUUUGUUAAAUUAUUCUUAGAACAAGGUUUUAGUUUAGAAGAUUUUUUAACUAUCUAUAUGUUAGAAAAAUUAUAUACAGAUCAAUUAAAAAAUUUGAAUUCCAAAGUAGCAAUAUUCAAUAAAAUGUGGGAAUAUAAUCGAUCACAUCGAACAUCGAAAGUGGCAUUACGUGAUGUUGGCAAAGUGAUUAAAGCAUUAGUUGGUGAUUUUUAUCAUCCACUUUAUUUAAGUAAAGAAUUUCAAGCGAAAUUAAUGCCGGAAAAAAGGCUAGAAGGCGCUGACAUUUGUCAACGUUUAUUAGGUUCUCAUAAAUUAAGAAAUAGUCAAGAUAUUAGUCAUUUAUCAUCAUCAUCAUCUUCAUCAUCAUCAUCAUCAUCAUCUAUUAACAAUAAUAAUCAUAAUCAUAAUGGUGCUAUAUGUCCACGUACACUUGGUUUAAGAGAUAGUGUACGAUUUAUUGAUUAUGGGGAAGAUUAUGAUUAUAUGAAUUUACAUAAUGCACAUACAUCAUCAUUACCAUCAGCAGCACCACCACCACCACCAACAACAACAACAACAAUAGAAGAUAUAGGAUUUCGUAAUCCAGCAUUUUUAGAAUGUGAUAAAUAUGGAACACGAGCAAUAAUUCGACGAGGAGCUACAAGUGUUGAACCAGCUGAAAAGAAUCAUGAUGAUGGUGAUGAUAAUGAUGAUGAUUACAAUGAUGAUGGUGAUGAUAGGGAAUAUAAUGGUGAUGAAUUAUAUGGAAAUAAUAUUGAUGGAUAUACAAUUAAUUCUAGAUUACCACGUAGUUCAACGACAAUGACAACAGUUAGUGGUGAACCAUUGAUUGCAUCAACUAUUUUACGUUCUAAUGAAAAAGGGAAUACAAUGGGUACAUCAACAAUAACACUUAUUGGAGGGAGUAGAUUACGAGAAGGAAAUAUUCCACAUCAAUAUCAUUCUAUAGAUCAAAUGAAUUCAUCACGUUCCCAUUCACGUAAUCCAAUGAUAACUAUAUAUGAUAAACAACAAAUCAAUGAUAUCACUGAGGAUAUAAAUAAUCAAUCUAAAAAAAGUAAAUAUUUAUCAGCGACUAGAAAUAAUGAUGGUAAUCGAAAUGGGCAUAGUAGUCGAAAUAAACAUGGUCGACGUUCAUCAUCUCAAACCAAUGAACAUGAUAUGUUGAUACCAGGUCAACCACUUAUAUAUAAUGCAACAGUGACUAAUGUUAGUCGGUCAGGCCAUGGUUCACGUGGUCCAUAUACAAGUCUUGGUCCAGGUCAUUUCCGUAUAGCUGGAAAAGCACCAUUGGCUUAUGAUACCACUUCUAUGGGAACAACAACUCCGAUUCAAUCACCGAAACCAGCUAUAAAUGAUACAUUACAAUUUUCAUUCGACAAUGAACAUGUACAACGUAAUUCUGUACUGAUUUCUCCAAUACAAAAUGAAAAAUCAAUUAAACCGGUACUUUUUGAAGAUGAAGCAAAUAAUAAAUCAUCUAGAUCAUGUUUCAUGUCAUGUAUACAAAAAAUUUCAUCAUUCUGUAGUCGACUAUUCAGAUGUAAUACUGAUUCAAAGAAAUCAAACAAAGGUUUAAAUGUUAGUCAAGAACCGUCUGGUAUUAAAGGGCCUAAAGAAUUUGCCACUCUUCGUGCAAUGGCUGCAUUAGCUGCAGCGACAGCAGCGACGGCUGUAGCAGAUCCAACAAAAACUUCUCCAGGAGAUUUAUUAAUUCCAUCAAAUUUCUUUGAACCAGUUAAAAUGAUGCAUCUAGAUCAUCCUGAUAUGGUUACAGAAGAUUAUGAAGAACAAACAAAAUCAAUUCAAUUGGAUCGUCCAGCUAGAGAACUAUUAAUUUGGUCUAUAUUAGUUGGUAAACUACGUAUGGCUGAAUUAUUUUGGACGAUGGAAAAAGAACCUAUCGCAGCUGCUCUAUUAGCUUCAAUUCUAUUGACAUCUUUAGGGAAUAAAACAGAUGAUUUUACUGAUAAAGAAGACUAUAGAAGCUUUGCAAAAAACUUUCAAGAACGUGCUGAAGGUGUCUUGAAUGAAUGUUAUCGUGAAGAUGAACAUAGAACACAAUUAAUUAUUAAUCAUGAAUUAAUUUAUUAUGGUCGUAGUUCAGUAAUUAAAUUAGCUGCUGAAGGUCAAAGUAUAAAAUUUAUGGCACAUCCAUGUUGUCAAGAUUUUCUUACAAAUACAUGGAGUGGUAAUUUAUCAACUAAGAAUAGUGUAUUUAGGUAUAUUAUGGGGGUUGUCUGUGGAUUGACAUUACCAUUUUUAAUACCAAAAGUUAUAUUAUCCAAGCCUAAAGCAAUUCCAACUACAGAAGGAGAAGAAUCAAGUCCUACUUCGGAACAACAAGGAUCUACACAAAAUAAUCAUACAUUAAAAUAUGUUUUAACUGCAGAAGAUGCUGGUAAAAAAGGUGUUCGGAAAACAUUACAAGCUAGAACUUUGGAAUAUAUUUCACAAAUUCGUGACUUUUAUAUGGCACCAGUUGUUCGUUUUGUGUAUAAUACUAUUUCAUACAUCACAUUUCUCAUCUUAUUCAGUUAUUUAUUAUUAGUUGAUUUUCGAAUCAAUAUCACAGUUGUUGAAUAUGUUGUUAUUGCUUGGGUAAUUACAUUAUUUAUAGAAGAAAUUAAACAGAUUGCAUGGGCUGUAUUAUCUGGGAUCAGUUUUAGAACUUAUAUAUCUGAUGGAUGGAAUAAAUUAGAUUGUGCUGGUUUAGCAUUAUAUAUUGUUGGUUUUAUAUUAAGAUUAAUUGUAUUAUUACGAUUACGUAGUCAUGAAGGAGAGAAUUUUAAUAUACAAUAUGAACGUUAUUAUAUUGUGACAGAUCCAAUAUUAGAUCCAUCACGUAUAUGUCUUGCAAUUAGUUUAUUCACAUUCUAUAUACGUUUAAUGUAUACAUUUAGUUUUCAUAUUGCAUUAGGACCAAAAUUAAUUAUGAUUGGUAAAAUGGUGACCAAUGAUUUAAUUCCAUUUAUGAUUAUUUUAACUGUGAUUAUGGUUGGUUAUGCAGUGGCUGCACAAUCAAUCGCCUAUCCAAAUGGUUUAUUUACCAAAGAGAAUAUGACAUUAAAUUCUGAAAUUAAGCAUAUGACAUUUGCUGAUAUUAUAUUUUCAAUGUAUACAACUGCAUAUUUUCAAAUGUUUGGUGAUUUUAGUUUAGAUGCAUUACAAGGAGAAGAUCGAACAUGUCAGAAUCAUAUGUGCCCUACGAAAACAUCACGUUGGCUUGUACCUAUUAUGCUUGGAUUCUAUGUGUUAUUAACUAAUAUACUGAUGUUCAACUUACUUAUUGCCAUGUUUUCUAAAACCUACGAAGAAAUAGAGAGUGCAUCAACAUACUAUUGGAAUUAUCAAAGAUAUCAAAUGAUCAAUGAUUAUGUUCAUAGAUCACCACUUGCUCCACCAAUUAUUAUUGUUUGGCAUUUCUAUGAAGCAUAUAAAGCUAUUGGAAAUCAAUGCGCAAGUUUAAGAAAUGCUGAAACAGCAAAAUAUAAUCCAUUUUGUGUACGAUUUACCGAUGUGAAAAAAGAAAGAGAAAUGGUCAAAUGGGAGCAUAUGAAAGCUAUGGAUUAUUUAAGAGAACCAUCAACUAAAGCAACUGGGAAAAGAGGUGUAGCUGAAUCACGUGCUGUGGUAUUUCGUGGUGGUGGAGGUGUUGGUCCUGGUCAAGGACCAGUAAUGGAUUUAAAAAGUGAAAUGUCCAGUGUUACAGAGGGUAUUGGAAUGGAGUUAGAAAAACGUUUCAAAGAGAUUGAUAAUCAAUUUCAACGUUUUAAUGAUGUUGAUUCACGUUUGAAUGAUGUAACACAAUUAUUAACAAAUUUAUCUGAAGUAAUCAGUAAUGUGACUGAAACACAACAACGAAUUAUUCGACAAAUAAAUGAACUUCCUACUUGUCAAUGUAAUGAAUUCACUGAUGAGGUUGUUCCUGUACAAAAAUCCACUACAACUCAAGCUGAUUCAGGAACAGCAGAAACUAGAAAACGUACAAAACUAGAAGUAGCUAUUCAAUCUGCAUUAGAAGCAGCUAAAGAUGUACUACGACCACCAACACCACCACCACCACCGCCACCACCUCCUCCACCCCCAAGGGAAUCACCUGUUCUAUUAGCUGCUGUUGUUCCUGGAUCCGAAGAUGAUUCAAGUGGUUCAGAAGAAGGUGGAGAUCCUUCAGCUGAUCCAGUCAUAGUACCUCAAGUUCCAGAUAUUAAAACUGGAAGAGUUAUAGAAAGAACAUUGGGUGAUCAUCGAUUAUGGAGAAUGGCUCCAUUUAAUUUUGAAAAAUAUCCUGGAAUGAGAAUGAAUGUACCACCGGAACGAAUGGCAUGGACUGUGGAAUAUCCAGAUUACUUUGCAUAUGAUGCUUGUGAAGAAGUUUUAUUAUUCCCAUCAGAAGAAUCACAUGAUGGUGUUAAUUUUACCCAUGGAAACAUCGUAUUUACUUUUCAACAUAGUGAAAAUCUACGUACAAUCAAUUUUAAUCAAUAUGAUUCUAAAGCUAAAUUACGUAGACAAAGUUUACUUGGUCGUUAUCGUUUAGAUUCAACAACAGGUGCACCAUUAAAUCCAAUGGGUAGAACAGGUUUAUUAGGUAAAGGAUUAUUACCACGUUGGGGUCCAAAUCAUUCAUUUGUAUUAUGUAUUACAAGAUGGACAAGAGAUACACGUACUGGUGUACAAGUAAUAAGAAGUAAUCGUGGUGUAUUACAAUAUUUGGCAUUAGAACGUAAUAAGAGAUUAUGUAUGCCAUGGUAUUUAACAGAUCAUACAAACAAAUGUGAUUUUGAUGAAUGUGUACCAAAGAUUAUAAGCAGUUUAGUGACCCGUCGAGGACGUGCUAUACUUCCAGAGAAAAGAGUUGAAAGAUUAUUGAAACGUAUUGAAAAGGCUGAAGUUACACAGAUUUUUAAAGGUUACUUAGAUGAUCAGUUAAAUGCUGAUAGUGCAUGGAUGGAAACUGUUGUGAUUAAUUUACAUGAAUCUGAGAGUAAAGGAGCUCAACUACCAGAUGACAUAUUAAAGUUACUCAAUGAACCUGGUACAGAAGAACAAUGUAAAUGGGUUGAAGUAUCACAUAGUAGUAAUCUACGUACAAGUCAUAAUUAUAUACUUAAGAAUGUUGCAGAACUUCGUAGAGCAUUCUAUUAA